Messenger RNA from Culex pipiens pallens (northern house mosquito), 2393 nucleotides. RefSeq names its product protein SDA1 homolog (gene Mys45A). Lineage: Eukaryota; Metazoa; Arthropoda; Insecta; Diptera; Culicidae. The record is from RefSeq and is a predicted model, not a curated record. Gene Ontology annotation, biological process: ribosomal large subunit export from nucleus; ribosomal large subunit biogenesis. The coding region runs from base 111 to 2324 and encodes 737 amino acids. The transcript has a single exon. Gene Ontology annotation, cellular component: nucleolus.
CGUGUUUUCUUUUGGUCCGAUCUCGCGUUGCAGCGCAGUCGGAUUUUCUCCGUCGUUAGUUUCGGUUUCGGUUUUGUGGUUGCCACCCGGCAACAAGGUCGCCCGCCACGAUGGUGCGGCACAACAAUCAGCUGCCGGACAAUCUGCCCCAGCUGCAGAACCUGAUAAAGCGAGAUCCGGAGUCGUACAAGGAGGAGUUUCUGCAGCAGUAUCAGCACUUUUUGAGUGUGCUGGAAAUCUUCCGGCUGGAACCGGACAAGGAGAACAAGAGCCUGUGCGAGUCGAUUAUGUUUCUGGCGCAGAUUGCUCAGUGUUACAUCGAAGAGUUGAAGACGUUCCCGCAGACGAUUGUGGAUUUGCUGAAGACGCACUCGACCACGCUGGAUCCGGAAAUGCGGAACACUUUCUGCCGGGCGUUGAUCUUGCUACGUAACAAGAAUCUGAUCUCGCCGCUGGACUUGCUGGAGCUGUUCUUCCAGCUGCUCCGUUGUCCGGAUAAGGCGCUGAGAACUUUUCUGGAGAAUCACAUCAUUACGGAUAUCAAGAACAUGAACGCCAAGCAAAAGGACAUGAAACUGAACUCGACGCUGCAGAAUUUCAUGUACACGAUGCUGAAGGACGCGAACCCGAAGGCGGCCAAAAUGUCCAUUGACAUCAUGAUCGAGCUGUACAAGAAGCGAAUCUGGAACGAUGCCAAAACGGUCAACGUGAUUGCCACCGUGGGAUGCUUCUCCAAGAUCACCAAGGUCAUGGUGGCGUCGCUUAAAUUCUUCCUGGGAACCGACGAGGACGACAGCAAGGAUGACGAAGAGGACAGCGACAAGGAGGCGGACCUGAAGGGCGUCAUGAUGGCCAACAAGGUCAACAAGAAAACCAAGAAGCGAAAGAAGCAGCUUGAGGCGGCCAAAAAGCUGUACCACCAGGCUCAGAAAAAGAAGACCAAAGCGGUUUCGUUCAACUUUUCCGCUGUCCACCUGAUUCACAACCCGCAGGGCAUGGCCGAGAACCUGUUCAAGCAGCUCCAGGCCGGCAACGAGCGGUUCGAGGUUAAACUGAUGCAUCUGGACGUGAUUUCGCGCCUCGUCGGCAUCCACGAGCUGUUCCUGUUCAGCUUCUACCCGUACAUUACGCGCUUCGUCCAGCCCCACCAGCGGCAGGUCACGAGAAUCUUGCAGUUCGCGGCCCAAGCCUCCCACGAGCUAGUUCCGCCCGACCUCAUCGAGCCGGUCAUCAAAACGUUGGUCAACAAUUUCGUGACGGAACGCAACUCCAGUGACGUCAUGGCCAUCGGUUUGAACGCCGUACGGGAGAUUUGCGUGCGCUGUCCGCUGGCCAUGAACGAGGACCUGCUGCGGGAUCUUACGCUGUACAAAAACUACAAGGAGAAAUCCGUCAUGAUGGCGGCCAAGGCGCUGAUCCUGCUGUACCGUGAGCAGAUUCCGACGCUGCUGGCCAAGAAGGACCGCGGUCGGCCAACCGAAGCCAGCGUCGAAAUCAAGCCCAAAAAGUACGGAGAAGUGCAAGCGAUGGACCACAUCCCGGGAACGGAAGCACUUCUCAACGCGGCGCCCGAUUUGGACGUUUCGGACGAGGAGGAUGAUUCCGACUCGGAGGGCGGCUGGGUCGACGUGGACAGCGACGAGGAACCGCUGGAGGAAAAGAAAAAGGGCAUCACCAUGGUCAAGAAUGGUGACCAGGAAGAUUCCGACGGAGACGAAGAACAAUCGGAAGAAGAGGGCAGCGACGACGGAGAGUGGGAAACCGAUUCCGAAGCGGACGGCGAAGAAGUCGAAGACGAGGAGGAGGAGGAAGAGCAGGAACCACCCGUGAAGCGGCAAAAGAUCGUCAAGAAAGCAAUAACAAAGAAAGCGAGCGAAGAAUCGACCGCGGCAGCGACAACGCUGACCUCGAAGGAAGCCCUGCAGGAGCUCGCCCUCACGAAGAUCUUCACCGAUGCCGACUUUGCCCGGAUCGAGCAGGAACAGGUCAAGAAGAAGAUGACGCACAACAACCGGAAGCGCCAGCUGGAGAAGGAACGGAGCGAGUUCGUCAAGCUGGACGACAUCGAGAUGAUCUACAAGAAGCGCAAGACGGACAAGGAGGCGCGCAUCGAGAGCAUGAAGCGGGGCCGCGAAGGUCGGGAAAAGUUUGGCUACAAGGACAACCGGCACGAUCCGUUCUGCUCCAAGACGAACCGGGAGAAGCGAAAGACCAAGAACUACAACAUGAUGCGUCACAAGGCGCGCGGCAAGGUCAAGAAGUCGUUCCGGGAUAAACAGCUCGCGCUGCGGCACCAUUUGAUGAAGCAGAAAAAGAUGAAGUGAGGUUCUGUAUUUUUUUUUUCUGGGUUGGCGAAGAUAAAAGUAAAUAAAUUUAAUGUUUACUAAACACAA